AUGUCAGAUCUAGUUCAAAAUCCUUCAGUGAAGGAUGCUGUAUUGCUAAAUCCUAGGGCUAUAUUUAGUCGGCCGUAUGUUUGGCCUUUCGUUAUCUUGUACUCGAUAUUUUUUCAGAUUUAUUAUAAUCAAUACGACGAGUAUAUUAGGGGACCAGAAUGGACAUUUGUGUAUCUUAUGACAAUCGUGUCAUUGAAUAUGUUAGUAUGGUUGAUGCCUUAUUGGAAUCUUGAUAUCAAUGCCAAGUUUAACUACAUCAGUGCCAACAAGGUCGAAGAAGCUACGUAUAUCAAAGUUGAGCCAGCAGCGAAUUCUGGUAUCGGUGAAAUUUGUAAAAUCAUAAGAGAGAAGUUUCCGGAUGGGAAGAGCCAAGUCAGUUUUCUGUUUCAAAAGCGUAAGCACUUGUUCAAUGAAAAGUUACAGAAAUUUUCACCGCCUGAAUUUUUGUUUGAUCAGCCUCCCCCGUUGUCUGUAUAUCAAUACAGCAAGGGUCUUAGCGGUGAUUUAGGAAAACUUGAAAGAGAAUACGGCAAGAAUAUCUUUGACAUUCCAGUUCCUACGUUUUUAGAGCUUUUCAAAGAACAUGCAGUUGCACCUUUCUUUGUUUUUCAAGUCUUCUGUAUUUCUUUGUACUUGAUGGAUGAUCAAUGGUACUACUCCUUAUUCUCCUUAUUUAUGUUGGUCUCUUUUGAAAUGACAACCGUCUUUCAAAGAAGAAACACUAUGGCUGAAUUUCAGACUAUGGGUAUCAAGCCUUAUCCAAUUUAUGCUCAUAGAAAUGGUAAAUGGGAACAGGUACAAACGAAUGAAUUAUUACCUUCUGAUCUUGUCUCUAUUACAAGAACUCACGAAGAGUUAGCUAUUCCCUGUGAUCUAAUUUUGGUAGAUGGCUCUGCUAUUGUUAACGAAGCAAUGCUUACAGGAGAAUCGACUCCACUCUUGAAAGAAUCGAUCAAACUCAGACCCAAAGAUGACAUUGUCCAAGCUGAGGGCUUUGAUAAAAAUUCGAUUUUACACGGUGGUACCAAUGUGAUGCAAGUAACAAAGCCAACAAAUCCUACUGUUUCUUUGGCCCCAGAUGAAGGAGCUUUGGCAGUUGUUACUAAGACUGGAUUUGAAACUUCUCAAGGUUCUUUGGUUCGUACUAUGAUCUUUUCCAGUGAAAAAGUAUCUGUCGAUAAUAAGGAAGCUUUUUUCUUCAUUUUCUUUUUAUUGAUUUUCGCUAUUGCUGCUUCUUGGUAUGUGUGGGUAGAAGGUACUAGGAUGGGUAGGAUUCAGUCUAAAUUAAUAUUGGAUUGUAUCAUUGUGAUAACCUCUGUUGUGCCUCCAGAAUUGCCUAUGGAAUUGACUAUGGCUGUCAACUCAUCCUUGAGUGCUUUGGUUAAGUUUCACGUCUUUUGCACCGAGCCAUUUAGAAUCCCUUUGGCCGGAAGAAUUGAUGCCUGUUGCUUUGAUAAGACAGGAACAUUGACGGCUGAAGAUUUAGUGUUUGAGGGUUUAGCAGGAUUCAAAGAUGAUGACUCAACCCAUGUGUACACUUGUGAAGAUGCACCAGAGACUACGUCUUACGUCCUUGGAUCUGCCCAUGCCUUAGUAAAGUUGGAUGAUGGUGAAAUAGUUGGUGAUUCAAUGGAACAGGCUACCUUAAAGGCAGCACACUGGGAAGUAGGUGCUAAAGACACCGUGCAGAGAACUAAGGCUAACGGUAAAACUGAAAAGAUUAAAAUAUUGCGUCGUUUCCAAUUCUCUUCGUCAUUGAAGAGAUCAUCUGCCAUCACCUCAAUCAACACCUUGCAGGGUAAGAACUUUGUAGCAGUUAAAGGUGCUCCUGAAACGAUCCGUUCAAUGUUGACUGAUGCUCCAAAUAGUUAUGAAGAUACCUAUAAGUCUUUCACAAGAUCAGGUUCUCGUGUUUUGGCUCUUGCCUAUAAGACAAUUGAUACAAAUGUCAAUGUGACGAAGAUCAAGAGGGAAGACGUUGAAUCUGAUUUGAAAUUUGCUGGUUUUAUUAUUUUUCAUUGUCCGUUGAAAGAUGACGCUAUUGAAACCAUUAAAAUGUUGAAUGAGUCUUCUCAUCGCUGUAUCAUGAUCACUGGUGAUAAUCCAUUGACCGCUUGCCAUGUCGCAUCUGAAGUUGCAAUUACUGAGAAGGAUGUUUUAAUUUUAGAUGCUCCCGAAGAACAUCAUGACAUAUCUCACGGUGAGGACUUAGUCUGGAGAAAUAUUCAUGAUACUAAGAUCAUCCCGUUUAAGUCCACUGAUAAGAUUGACACCGAAUUGUUCAAGGAACAUGAUAUUUGUAUCACUGGUUACGCUUUGAAUUUCUUAUCUGAACACUACCAGAUAUUAGAUUUGAUUAAACAUACUUGGGUCUAUGCCAGAGUGUCUCCUCCUCAAAAGGAAUUUAUUUUGGCUACUUUGAAAAACGCUGGUUACAGGACUUUGAUGUGUGGAGAUGGUACUAAUGAUGUCGGUGCUUUGAAGCAAGCUCAUAUAGGAGUUGCGCUUUUAAAUGGUACUGAAGAAGGAAUGAAGAAGAUUGCCGAGAAUAAGAAGAUUGAAGCACUGAAGAAAAUCUACGAAAAGCAAGCUCAAAUUCUUGUUAAUUGGGGUAAACCACCACCACCGGUACCAGCUCUUAUCGCUCACUUGUACCCACCAGGACGUAGCAAUCCUCACUAUUUGAAAGCAAUGGAAAAGAAGGGUGUCACUAUCACUAAGGAAAUGAAAGUUGCAGUCGAAGUUGCAGAAACUAGCGGAAGCCAAGUUCUUUUCACCAAAACUGAAGGUGGAAACCAAUCGGGCCUUGCUGAUUCAAUCAUGGGAGCCUUAGGCGAAGCUGAAAGUGAAGAUGAAGUACCAGUCUUGAAAUUAGGUGAUGCCUCUGUCGCUGCACCCUUUACUUCCAAGUUGACAAACGUCUCUUCAGUGACUCACAUUAUCCGUCAAGGUCGUUGUGCUUUAGUUUCAACUGUGCAGAUGUAUAAGAUCUUGGCAUUGAAUUGUUUAAUUUCAGCAUACUCAUUGUCAGUUCUUUUCUUAGCGGGUAUCAAAUUUGGUGAUGGACAGGCAACUGUUUCAGGUAUCUUAUUAUCUGCUUGUUUCUUAUCGAUUUCCCGUGGCCGUCCCUUAGAGAAGCUCUCUAAGCAAAGACCUCAAGAUGGUAUUUUCAGUAUCUAUAUCAUGGGAUCCAUUUUAGGUCAAUUUGCAAUUCAUAUUGUAACAUUAAUUUACAUUACCCGGGAAAUCUAUAUUUUAGAACCAAGAGAGCCACAAAUUGACUUAGAGAAGGAAUUUUCUCCUUCGUUAUUGAACACUGGUAUGUUCUUGUUGCAGUUGGCGCAGCAAGUCUCGACAUUUGCCGUUAACUACCAAGGCGAACCGUUUAGGGAAAGAAUUUCUAGUAAUAAAGGUAUGUACUACGGGUUAUUAGGAGUUGCAGCCUUGGCAUUAGCAGGCUCCACCGAAUUUAUGCCUGAGUUAAAUGAAGCAAUGAAAUUUGUUCCGAUGACAAAGAUAUUCAAGACCAAAUUAACGGGCUGUAUCUUAUUAGAUUUAGGUGGAACUUGGCUAGUCGAAAACGUAUUGAAAUACUUUUUCAUGAGGUCUGCUCCAGCCGAUAUAGCUGCUAGGGACUAA
Messenger RNA from Priceomyces carsonii, 3639 nucleotides. It is a transcript of the gene SPF1, whose product is annotated as ion-transporting P-type ATPase. The record is from RefSeq and is a predicted model, not a curated record. The coding region runs from base 1 to 3639 and encodes 1212 amino acids. Gene Ontology annotation, cellular component: endoplasmic reticulum membrane. Gene Ontology annotation, biological process: transmembrane transport; intracellular calcium ion homeostasis. Gene Ontology annotation, molecular function: P-type ion transporter activity; ATP hydrolysis activity; ATP binding. The transcript has a single exon. Lineage: Eukaryota; Fungi; Ascomycota; Pichiomycetes; Serinales; Debaryomycetaceae.